GCGAGAGAAGUUCAGUAGCCUUUGAGACCUCGCAGAGUGUAAGUCACAUUGGACAGACGACAAGGAAGUGGUACGAUGUCUGUUAAGCAAAAGUUAACGAAGGAAGAGACAUUGCUGCUGAGGAAGAAACACAUAGGACCCUCGUGUAAGCUAUUUUUCCGAUCGGACCCGCUGAAGAUCGUGCGCGCAGCUGGGUGUUACAUGUACGAUGAGAAAGGAUGCAGGUAUUUGGACUGCAUCAACAAUGUCUGUCAUGUUGGCCAUUGUCAUCCACAAGUUGUAUCUGCAGCAGUUGAGCAGAUGAGCGUCCUGAACACAAAUAGUCGAUUCCUUCAUGAUAAUUUGGUUCUCUAUGCGGAAAGACUGACGGCUCAUUUCCCCGAAAAGCUAAAUGUCUGCUUCUUCGUCAAUUCCGGCAGCGAGGCCAACGACCUUGCCAUACGACUGGCAAGAACGCACACUGGGAAGCGGGAUGUUAUAACCCUAGAUCAUGCGUAUCAUGGUCACGUCACAUCCCUUAUUGACAUUUCUCCAUAUAAAUUCAACCACCCCGGGGGAGAAGGCCAGCGUGACUGGGUCCAUGUUGCUCCAGUUCCUGAUGUGUAUCGAGGAAAAUACACCGACAAAGACUUCACAGUGGAAGAGUGUACUAAAAAGUAUGCAGAUGAAGUGAAACAGCUGUGUGAUAAGGCUACCAAACUCCACGGUGGAGUAAGCAUCUUUUUCGCAGAAUCUAUGCAAAGCUGUGGUGGACAGAUUGUUUACCCACCUGGUUACCUUCGUCAAGUUUAUAGCCAUGUAAGAGCAGCAGGUGGUGUGUGUUUGGCAGAUGAGGUCCAGGUUGGAUUUGGACGAGUUGGUUCUCACAUGUGGGCCUUCCAGACACAGGGGGAUGACAUAGUUCCAGACAUUGUAACCCUCGGAAAGCCUAUGGGAAAUGGCCACCCUGUGUCAGCAGUCGUUACAACAAGGGAAAUUGCUGAAAGCUUUGGAGCUACAGGAAUGGAAUACUUCAACACGUUUGGUGGCAAUCCUGUAUCAGCCGCUAUUGCAACUGCUGUUCUCGAUGUCAUUGAGAAAGAAAAUCUGUUGGAUAAUGCUACAAAAAUUGGAAACUUCCUAAAGCAAGAAUUUAACCGGCUUAAAGGAAAACAUGCCAUUAUUGGUGAUGUACGAGGCGAAGGAAUGUUCUUGGGCGUAGAUCUGGUAAAGAACAGAGAGACACGGGAACCUGCCACUGCUGAGGCUGCUUUCAUCAACAAAAGAUUAAAGGAGCAAUAUGUGCUGCUGAGCAAUGAUGGCCCUUACAGAAAUGUUCUGAAGUUCAAAAGCCCAUUGGUUUUUGGAAUGGAAGAUGCUAAAGAGCUUGUUGAAAAACUGGAUGCCAUCAUGACAGAGAUGGAAGCUGCAGAGAACAUAGUAGCGAAUGGCAUGGAGAAACUGAUGGUGAAUGGAAACCAUGACCCCAAGCAGGAACAGCAGCUCACAAAUGGCCACGCAAAUAAUAUUGAUGCACCCAGUGAAAUUCCAGUCAAAGUGUGACAUACUGACCCCAGCGGCAGCAGCAGGCCAGUCUGACGCAGCAAAUGUUCCUCCACAGCACCGUAUUGAAGUGUGCUCUAAAACUGAUUUGAUAUACAGUGAUUACCAUUGAUGUUAAGGGGACCAUCCCUAAAAUUAAGAGGGCAAGGGGGUCUAAUCAAAAACAUAUUAAUUAGAGAUGUUUUGAGACCAAAUUUAUGGGGACACUCACAAGGGGGGCAUUGCCCUAGCAGAAGAAAAUUAUUUCCACGUAUCUACGUGGUUGAUCAAAUGUACAACAGGAUAAUUAAUUAGGCCAAGAAGAAAAUAUCUGCAUGAACAUCAAUGAAUUCCUAAUCCAACUUCGCGGGCUUGCUUUUU
Messenger RNA from Penaeus monodon (black tiger shrimp), 1902 nucleotides. Its product is annotated as 5-phosphohydroxy-L-lysine phospho-lyase-like. The transcript has 12 exons. Gene Ontology annotation, cellular component: mitochondrion. NCBI's taxonomy places the organism in Eukaryota, Metazoa, Arthropoda, Malacostraca, Decapoda, Penaeidae. The record is from RefSeq and is a predicted model, not a curated record. Bases 76 to 1542 code for a protein of 488 amino acids. Gene Ontology annotation, molecular function: transaminase activity; pyridoxal phosphate binding.